Messenger RNA from Podarcis lilfordi (Lilford's wall lizard), 15762 nucleotides. The record is from the annotation of a GenBank genome assembly. Lineage: Eukaryota; Metazoa; Chordata; Lepidosauria; Squamata; Lacertidae.
AUGUAGGCCAGGGCCGCGCGGGCGGGGCCGGGGCGAUGGGGAAUCUGUUCGGGCGCAAGCGGCGGAGCCGGGUCACCGAGCAAGAUAAGGCCGUGCUGGUGAGAGCAAAGAAGGGGCUGGGAGGCAGGGAAGGCGGCGGCUGCAGGAGCAGGAGCAGGUUGCUGUGACUUGAGUGCAAAAGGCUGCAAGGUAGCCAGCAAAUGUGUGCUGCAAAGGAGCCCCUGUGCCUUGACAGAGCCCGGACCCGCAUUUAUCCCACGUAAACCCAUGUUUCCACCGUAUGUGACAUGCCCAAUUCCCCUGUAUUUAUUUAUUUAUUGGCAGUUUGUUUGGGUGGGGAAGAAAAGUGAUUUUUGGCAGGUGUUGUUUCUCCUAAAUGGGGUGGGAAAGCCAAAGAUCUCUUUCUUAACACAGCUGUUGAAAGUUAAAGGAACUUUGGCUUCUUUUCGGACUGGCUACACUUUCUGUUUCUCUCUAAAAAGAAAAAGAAAGAAACCCGAGCAAACGAACGGAAGUCGUGGUGGUGGCUGUCGUGUUCCGGAUUACUUUGGCAGUCAGGUGGAAAUACUCCCAGGCGGAGUAUUUAUAUUAAGAGCAGCAAAGCACUAUAGAAAAAAAUCAGCCUUGAAUUUAACAGCUUGCCUAGUAACAGCCAUAGGUGACCAGGAAUUGCAUGCAGGCGAGUUCGUGGGGUCGGGCAGUUGGAGAAGGGGCUUCAGUGCUCCAUCUGCCAGCCUGCCUAGUUCCCAGGCAAGCUGUGGAGGAAGGAAAGCCUAUUUGCCCAUGACCAAGCUGCUGGGAGAGGGACAGGUUGUGCUGCCUCUCUUCCACCAGUCUGUUAUAAAAACCACUACUGAAGAGGUUAUUUGCCUGCAUUUCCUUACUGUCUGUGGAGGAGUAUCAUAGAAUCAGAGUUGGAAGGGACCCUGUAGAUCAUCUAGUCCAACCCCCCUGCAAUGCAAGAAUAUGCAGCUGUCGUAUACACGGAUCAAACCUGCAACCAUGUCAUUAUCAGCACUAUGCUUCUCCCUUCUUCGCAGCCAGGAUAGAAAUGCAGCCUCGUCAUUUGGGGGGGGGGGGUUCAUUUGGAAGGCUAUUAUAAAAUAGUAGCACACUAUGUAGAAUGAGAAGUUUCGAGGUUGAAAUAAGAUGCCCCCAGACUGAGGGUAUAAAGUCACAGUGCUUUGGGAAUGAUGGGAGCUCUGUCUGGUGAAGUCUUGAGAUUCCACUGGAAUAUCAUUUAUAUAGAGCUGGAAUAUCUAGGUCAAUAUCUUAGCCACAAAUGUGUUCCCUAUCCUUGACCAUAGUUUGUGAAAUAGGAGAGCAGUUGUGCAAGCUGCAUCCUAAACACUGUUACUGAAAAGUUUUCAGAACCCUUUGCUAGUGGGAAAACAAUCUCCAGGAGUAUGGAGAAAGCUGAGGCCUCCACUACAUUAGAGACACCCACCCCCACAGUGCUUUCUCCUGCUGAUGGAGAGGAUUUUGUGUGCCAUCCUGCUCACCAACCCCCAUUCAUCAACAUGGAGAAGGGAGUAGGAUUGUAUUCUUAAGUCCCUUUGAACUGUUAGUGACUUAUGAACAAGCAUGUUUAGGAUUGUGCUCCCAUGGUAUCUGUAAAUGAUUGAAUACCAUGUCUAUGGUGUGGAAGAGUUUUCUGAGUGUCAGAAAGACCAGUGUUUUCAACACAAAGAGCCUGUGUUCAGCCUGUCACAUUCCAACUCCUUGAACUGCACCAGAGAUGGGGAACCUGUGGCACACCAGAUGUUGGGUUCCAGCUCCCAUAAUUUUGGACCAUCCAACAUGCUAAUGGAGUCCCAGCAACAUCUGGAAAGCCACAGGUUCCCCAUCCCUGGUGUAUAUAGACUUGUGGCAGCUCUCCAGGAUUUCAGACAGCCCUUAUCUGGAGAUACUAGGGAUUGGCUGCUUUGUCAUCACACCACUUUAUUUCGCCACUGCAUCUGGUGUAUUCCAGCUGUGGAUUUGUUUUCUGCAUUUUUCUCCAAGCACAUUUGAAAAUGCUUCCUAUCUUGGCAUCCAUUGCCAGUCUCACUUUCAGCAGUGAUCGGCUCCACUCAGGAUCCCCUAUCAUAGAAUCAUAGAACUGUAGAGUUGGAAGCAUAGCUGUCAAUGUUUCCCCCUUUUAAAGGGAAAUUCCCUUAUUCCUAAUAGGAUUCCUCACAAGAAAAGGGAAAAGUUGACAGGUUGGAAGGGAGCCUGGGGGGGGGGAUCAGUUAGUCCAACCCCCUGCAGUGCAGGAAUCUCAACUAGAUCAUACCUGACAAAUGGCCACCCAACCUCUGUGCAGAUGGUUCUUCCUGACUAAGUGCAGAACCUUACAUUUGUCCCUACUAAAAUUCACUUUUGGUCCAGUUCUCCAAUCUGUUAAGGUCAAUUGAACCCCGAUUCCGUCUUCUGCAGUAUUAGCUACCCUUCCCAGUUUGGUGUCAUUGGCAUAUUUGAUAAGUACCCCCUCAAUUCCUUCGACCAAGACAUUUAUAAAGACAUUGAACAACAUUAGCCAAAAAACAGAACCUUGUGGCUACUCACUUGUCACGUUUUUGAAGAUUUGCGUUCAGCACUGAAUUUAAGUUCAGAGUCUCAGGGUUACUCUGCAGUAUCCAUUCUAAUAUUUAGGGUGCCCCUAAUAAUGUAGAGGUGUCAAAAGCUAGAUGUAGCCAUCGGAAUUGGAACUGUACUCAGUAAAGCAUUGCAGUGAGUCUGUCCCUUAACUACUGAAGUCUUUGCCUUAAUACAGUUCUUACUUAAAACCAGCUGCUUGCCAACUUUUUCAUUUAGUUCUUAAUAGUCUCAUUUAGUUUGCAUACUAACAAGAGGUAUAAAUGCCCAGUCUGCGUCUCAGUGGUGAGAAAUCCAUGGCCUUUUAGUUAUUAGCAUGGCCAAUCAUCAAGGAUGAUGAGAGCUGGAGUCCAGCAACAUCUGGAGGGUCAAAGGUUUCACAUCUAGCUGAACAUCCCCCCCUCCACUAGCUAUUGCCCUGGGAAUACAACAUCCCUAUGCUCCACUAGCUGAACAUUGUGCCCCAAAUCUGAAUUCCACAUACUGUUUUGUAAGUCUGGAAUAUCAUCAGAUAGAUGCUGCUAGUUUUAUUAUGCUGCGGCCUGAGAGCAAAAGCAAUUUGACCAACUUGAAGGAGGAAACACAUGGUAAAGCACUCUAAAACUUUUUUUGUCUCUCUCCCACUUCUCCCAUGAGGUACGAUGUUUCUUACCUGAGAGCCAAAGGCAGUGAGUUGGUGUUUAACUUUGCAAGGUGGAACUUUAAGCUUCUUCUGCUGUUUUUGCAGCAAGCCAAAAACGGGAAUAACAAAGUAGGUUUGAGGGAUCAGGCUGCUGGGCUUAUAAGCAGGUCUGCCUUAAAGGGAGAUUUUGGUUUCUCUUUUCCAGUGGUCAUCCUAGCAAGGCUUGUUGGUGCACCUUCUAAUGCCCAAUUUAUUUUCUCCUGUAGCAACUGAAACAGCAGCGGGACAAACUAAAGCAAUAUCAGAAAAGGAUAUCGCUGCAGCUGGAGCGGGAGAGGGCAUUUGCUCGGCAACUAUUAAAAGAUGGCAAGAAAGAGUAAGUCAUUCCAAGUCACUUUGCACCCUUUCCAUACGGAGGUGCUCAGUUUAUGGGCUGGUUCAGAAAGUUAAGGUCUUCUCAGUGAGAUGAACCAUAACUGCCCCUGUGGCCUCUCUUGUAUGGGUAAAGCUUGAAUUGACAUAUUGCAUUCCACUGAUAACGGCUAAAUGAUUCCCAUUAUUUCAACACGUGAAGCAUUUACUUCCACACUUGAAACUGCCUAUGGGAAGCUUUCUUUACAAGUGCAUCCCUGGAGGAAAUUGAGGUGCAUCAUGUAGAAACCUUAAAUCUCUCAGUGGCCAUGGUUUAAUAUUUAAGCUGAAUACUGCUGUUGCUGGUGAAGCGUUCUAACUACCUUGGCUCAGCCUGCAUAAUAACGCAGUGCUAAAAUGAAUAUUUUCAUGCAUAAGGUUCCAGGCUCAGUCCUUGGCAUCUCUAGUGAAACAUGGCGUGGCUAGGAGCUACUUUGGUACUAAAUGUACCAGGAAUUGAUAUAACACAUAAGGGAAAGGCUGUAGCUCAGUGGAGUAGCCUGCACAAGGUCCCAGGUUCAAACUCUGGCAUGGCCAGAUAGGGCAAGGAAAUAAUCCUGUCUCUAAGGAAAUCUGCUGCCUGUCAGAGUAGACCAGGGUGGGGAACCAGUGGCCCUCCAAAUGUUGUAGGACUCUGAUUCCCAACAUCUAGCACAGGCAUAGGCAAACGCCAGCCCUCCAGAUGUCUGGGACUACAAUUCCCAUCAUCCCUAGCUAAUAGGACCAGUGGUCAAGGAUGAUGGGAAUUGUAGUCCCAAACUUCUGGAGGGCUGGAGUUUCCCUAUGCCUGAUCUAGCAUAUCCAUUGGUCCAAGAAACUAUGGCUAUUGUAUAUGAAUGAUAGAAAUAACCCCAACAACAUCUGGAGGACCACAGGUUCCCCAUUCCUGGUAUAGACUGUACUGAGUUUGAUAGAUCACUGUUUUGACUUUGUAUAAGGCCACUUCCUGUGCUCCUAACUCCAGUGAGAAGAGUGAUUUGAAGCUGUAUAAGCUUUGCUAAAAUUUCUAAACGGGUACUACUGAGCAUUCUUAAAAUGUUCCUUUAUUGCAUCCUGCUGGAGAGAGGAGUCCUUUUGAUGAUCGGUCACACAAUGGGCAGCUUCAUUCAUGUGACACAACCAGCAGAGAAAUAACGAAUCUUCCUCACAAUGCCAGGACUUAGGCAUCUAAUGAAAUGGAUUGCCCUAAGCCUGCAGUCAGACAGAAGGAAGCACUUCACAUGUUGCAAAAUUAAUAAUUGAAAAAUUAAAUAUUGUGAUGGCCGCGAGCUUUAAUAAAAAUUUUAAAGGGUCAAGUAAGUAGAGAAUAUACAUAUUAGUUAUUGCUGGUCAUAAUAACUAAAAAUGGGACUUCUGGAUCUGAGGCAGCCUAUCUGACUAUCUUUAACUUAUUCCUUGCUUCUGAGAAUAUUGGAAUCUAUGGUUUUUUUAUUAUUUAAAAAAAUCAAGAUCAGCAAGGCAAGGCAGAAAUUGCUUUGGUUUGAAGGAUUGUUUUCUACAGCCGGUGCUUUUUUUCUCCUCCUAGGAAAGCAAAGUUUCUGCUGAAGAAAAAACGGUAUCAAGAGCAACUGCUGGACAAGACAGAAAACCAAAUUAGCAACCUGGAACGCAUGGUAAUGGAGGCACCCAGUGUCAUUGUUUUCCGGGCUUUUACAGCUGUAAUAUCUGUAUGCUGCUAAAUUUUGUUUACUUGUGCUUAACUUCUAAUUCAAGCUGUCUUAGUACUUAGCAUUAGUUGGACAUCUUGGAUUACAACAUGAAUGUUUAAAGUGUUAUUUUGUUUUGUUUUGGGUUAGGUUUUUUUGGUUUUGUUUUGUUUUUUGCUGAGUUCCGAAUGCAAUGUCAUGUUUUAAGCUGUAAUAUCGGCCUGUGCUGCAGUGUUCUGCAAGCCAGUUUUGUCUGUUCCUCUUCCAUUUGGCUCUGUGGUGGCCUGUGGAAUGUAGAGCAUACUGUCUACUGUGGCUGCAGUUGUCUACUCUCCCUACUACAUAUUGAUGAAAUGCAUCACUCGCUGACCCCCUCUGUUGACUUCUGUUUCCUUCAGGUCCAGGAUAUUGAAUUCACACAAAUUGAGAUGAAAGUGAUUGAGGGCCUCAAAAUUGGUAAUGAGUGUUUAAAUAAGAUGCACCAGGUGAGUGUGAGCCCAGGGUCCUUGGGACUAUUUCAUAUGGGACACUGGUUGGGACAUCUCUUCUGACCAGCCUUCUUUUCCUGUAGGUUAUGUCAAUAGAAGAAGUGGAAAGGAUCAUGGAUGAAACCCAGGAAGCUGUGGAAUACCAGAGGGUAUGUAUUGUCCCUGUGUAUCAUCAUGGAGAUCCUUUUAACCAUUGCACUGCUUCAUUCUUAUAUUUGUAUGACAGCAAUUCCACCCACUUAGAUGCUUGAAAGUGUUUCCAUCGUGCCACCUAACUUGCUUAUGAAGAGGAGUGGAGACCCUAUUUUGCUUUAACAUAUUGCAUUGCAAACCUAGAGACUAAACUGUUCUUCGUCAUUGCCCCUUAAACAGGUCAGAGAUGACAUUUGUUCAUGUCAAGAAGACUGUCAUAGAAGGAGGGAGGGAGUUGAAUAUAGCUUGAGUGCCAAGUGUCUGGGUUUCAGCGGAGUAUUUUGUAGCUUUGGGUCUAUGUUCCUAUGUUACACUGACCCAUAGAUGUUCUCAUCUUACAAUGCUUAAGGAUAUGGUGCUAUUCUGGUGUUCACCAUGCAUUCUGCCCUUUUCCUUUGCAGCAAAUAGAUGAAAUGCUGGCUGGCAGCUUCACUGUAGAAGAUGAAGAUGCCAUUUUAGCAGAAUUAGAUGCCAUCACUCAGGUGAGUGUUUAAUCAGCAACACUGGUAAUUCAUUGUUGGGCUACAUUUUGCAGUGGACAUUUUUCAUCUCACGCGACGGGAUUAUCCAUCCUAUAUACCUGGCAGGUAAUAAGGGGUCCUUAUUAUAGCUGCCUUGCAUUUAUGUUUUCUGAAGCCUUGAAGAGGUCAGCCCAAUCUUCCCAAAGAAGCUUAAAAACAAAGAGGGUGAUACCCAACCAAGUCGUACUCAGAGCUGACCUAUUGAAAUGUAUGGGCUUAAGUUCAUUGAGUAUCGCGAAUGCUGGAUUCUGCCAGUAUUGAAUAACUUUUACAACAUGUUUCCUUGGUUUACCCUUUGUUUUCUUCGCCUUCAAAUGAAAGAUUCUUCCACGCUAGUGUCUGAAGAUUCAUGUGUCCCCAGUUACUUCCGUGGAUGCAAUCUGUGGUGGAGAUUCUGGCCUGCCGCUAUGGCUCCCUUCUUAGAAGGGAUGGAACUUCACUUUGAGCCAUUAGACUACGUUCACGCAAUAAAUGUCAGUUUAUGCGAAUGGUUGGGUCAUCUGCCCGAUGUGACAACAAACCCAUCCAGGGCAGGCAAUUGAUCAGUUUCUUGCACACGGGAACCAGUGUCUCUGUGCUGCCAGAGUUCAAGCUCAGUUUAUUUUCCCUCAUCCACCCCACCACUGCAUCCAAGCACCAGUGCACAACCUCCUCUAAUUCAGAUGUCAUGUAAGAAAUACAGCCCCAAAACUACGAAAGCUUGGAAAUGGAAAAGUGGAUAAAUAAUUGUCCCUGACCUCAUGUAGCAAGGUCUGAUGCUAGGAGAGUGGCAGGGUCCUGGUGGUCCUAAUUUUGGGGUUGACUGCCAAAGCCAAAAAUUGUGGGACCCCUGCUGCCUAAUAUCCAACUCCACCACCGAUCUGGUGGUGAUUGUAAAGCAUUCAAAAUAUUAGUCUUUUGAUGCUUUCCACAAAAUUCCAUUGCUUAUCAGAGUGCACAGAUGAGCAUAUUAUAAACUGCAGCAAGCGCAAAAUGUGGUUGCCUGAUUACUGGUGGGUGCCAGACAAUCAGAAUAUACUGUAUUUUUCGCUCUAUAACACGCACCCGACCAUAACACGCACAUAGUUUUUAGAGGAGGAAAACAAGAAAAAAAAUAUUGUAAACGAAACAGUGGAUGUAUGAUUUUUGUGGUUCAUGGUGUGGCCAUAGACAUGUGAUCUGACAGUGAGUUUGGAGUAGCCCAGUGCAAAAAUCCUGAGGAUCCAUGUGGAUCCAUGCUUUGUAACCACGUUUUUGCACCACUGUAGCCCCCAGGCAACAGUGGGUGCGUGAUUUUUUUGGUGCAGGCUGUAGCCAUGGACAUGUAAUGUGAUCUGAUGGUGAAUUUGGGGUGACCCAGUGCAAAAAUCCUGAGGAUCCAUGUGGAUCCGUGCUUUGUAACCACGUUUUAAGUGGGGAGGGAAGGAAAAGCACUCAAGGGACAAGGAGCACGCGUGGGGUGUGUGGAGAAGGAUGCUGCUAAUAAUGCAGAAGAGGGGUAUAAGGGGAGAAGGCUCCUCUCCUCUCCCACUUUGCUCCUUUAAAGCAAGCAGGCUCUGCUUUUCUCCCUCCUCCCCGCUCAUCCCCAGCUUAGCGAGCUGAAAAACUUUGCUGCUAUGUAGCGAGCUGAGUGGGGAGAAGAGAGGGACAGAGAGCCUGCUUGCUUUAAAGGAACCAACCGGACAGGCUCCUCUCCUCUCCCGCUUUGCUCCUUUAAAGAAGCAGGCUCUCUGUCCCUCUCUCCUCCCCACUUAGCGGCUCUUCUCCCGCUUUGCUGUUUCAAAGCGAGCCACGGCGGAGGGAAGGAAGGGGAACCAUGGAUCCUCUGCUCACGACUGCAGCAGAUCCCCCCGCCAUCCGUAGGCAUUCGCUCUAUAACACGCACAGACAUUUCCCCUUACUUUCUAGGAGGAAAAAAGUGAGUGUUAUGUUGCAAAAAAUACGGUAAAUGGUUUUGUAACAGUUGCACUGGCUGCCAAAGCUUUUGCAGACCCAAUUCAGAGUUCUGGUUAUUACCUUUAAAGCCCUGAGCUGUCUGGAACUGGAUUACUUAAAAGACCACCUACACUCAUACUGCCCUGCCCAUAUCUUGAGAUCUUUGUCAGAUAGCCUGCUUCAGUGUCUGCCAGUGAAAGCAAUUAAGCUGGCAGGUGCUCAGACUAAGGCACAAUGGUGGCCCGGCAGUUAUGGAAUUUGAUUCCUUGGAGAUCAGACAGACCCCAUAUCUUGUAUCCUUUAAAGAGGGCUUAAAGACCUUUAUCUUUUCCAAAGCUUUUAAUGUGACUCAUAGAGAGUAGCUGCUUAUUGGAGUUUGGAUUGUGGUCCUGUUGCUGGCAUUGAUUCCACGGUUAAUGUUGAUUCCAUAUUGUAAACAUGAUAUAAGUCGUGUUGUGGAGGACUUUCUCAAAAUGGGAUAUAAAUCCAUUAAGUAAAUGAAUGAAUAGAUUGACACAGUUAUAUUCCCAGACCAAUAGCUGCCACCCAACAUGAUGAAUCAGGGUAACUCGCCAAGGAAGCAAAAGUGCUGCUAGAAUCUUGUUAGUAACCCAGAACCAAAGCUCUAGAGCCCAGCCAAAUUCUCAGCUUCUGAGGUGGUACAGGGAGCUGCACUCCUUCCUAUGCGCUUGGAAGUUCUGGUUUAGAGUUGCUUGUUAUCCCCAGAACAUUUGUUUCACAGUGUGACUUCUUUUCUUGCAGGAACAGAUAGAUCUUCCAGAGGUUCCAUCAGAGCCUCUCCCAGAAAAGAUUCCAGGUAGCGUUGUCUGUCUUGUUUUCUUUCCCUCAGUUGUGCAGGCUUGUGCUUUUGGUUGUGCCUGCAUGAACCACGUGGCACAUGGGAGAUUUAAGAAUAAGCUUGUCAGGUACUAUGCAAGCACCAACUCCGCAGAGCGCUCUUAAAGCAUCUCUAGAGCACUGACUAUGUCAGACUCCACCAAAGCUUUACUGUAUGUAAUCAUGCUACAGCCCAACACUUGACAUUUGUAGAGUGCUUUAAAAAGUCCAAAGACCUUCAUGUGCCGUAAAGGUGAAGGUACCCCUGACCAUUAGGUCCAGUCAUGGAUGACUCUGGGGUUGUGGUGCUCAUCUCGCUUUACUGGCCGAGGGAGCCGGCAUACAGCUUCCGGGUCGCUUCUGGCGAACCAGAGCAGCACACGGAAACGCCGUUUACCUUCCCGCCGGAGUGGUACCUAUUUAUCUACUUGCACUUCGUGCUUUUGAACUGCUAGCCUGGCAGGAGCAGGGACCGAACAACAGGAGCUCACUCCGUCGUGGGGAUUCGAACCGCCGACCUUCUGAUUGGCAAGCCCUAGGCUCUGUGGUUUAGACCACAGCGCCACCCACAUCCCUAUAAUUCUCACAACAAUUGUAAGAUCACUUGCACUAUCCCAGUAUGGGGAGGGUGGGGAGAGUGGAUUCACAGUACAGAUGAUGUUUGAACAAGACAAAAAAAGGAGGCCAAGCUCUGGUUGAAAACCCUGUUGUAGCCAUACAACUGGUGUUUGGUUUGGGUGUUCAAAAACAAACUCUAUCUGAAAUACAAGGUAGUGGACUUGUGGAGAGUGGAGGUGAGCAGCCAUAGGUGUACAAAAAUGACUGGCUUGAGAACUGGAAGUUAUAUAGGGCAUAGGGAGCACUCAGCAAUCAAUGUGUAAGCCAUACAGAUUCCUGGACCUCUAAAGAAACAAAUAACAAAAGCUGCCUUUACUUAUUAUUAUUAUUAUUAAUUGAAUUUGUAUACCGCCCUAUACCAGGAGGUCUCUGAGUGAAAAAGUAGUAAAAAGAUCACAGCAUAUAAAAUUUAAAUAAAAGCAAUAACCCGAUAAUACCCCCCCAAAAAAGAGCCACAUUUAAAAAGGGUAUGGGGUGUUGAUCAGGUCAACCCAAGGCCUGGUUAAAAAUGAAUGUUUUUGCCUGGGGCCUAAAGGUGUAUAAUGAAGGCGCCAGGCAAACUUCCCUGGGGAGAGCAUUCCACAGACGGGGAGCCACUACAGAAAAGGCCCGUUCUCGUGUUGCCUCCUUCUCCAGACCUCUUGAGGAGGAGGCACACGAUAUAUUAGCCAGUAUAGUGUUAUAUCAUAUCCUUCACAGUUUGGAAGAAUAUCCUCACUUGUUGGUACUGUAGUAGUUUCAUCUUUCUCUGCAGAAUCUCUUACCUCUGCCUUGUGUAAUAAACUUGUAUGCGGUGCAGUUUGGCCCAGCUGCUGUUAUGACAUAAACUUCAAUAUACCUUACCACUGUCUCUCCCUCCUUUUAAAAAGGCUGGGGCUGGACCUGAAGUGGGCAUGUACAGUGCAGUUGUUCUCAUCAGCUGAGGAGUAAAGCUUCAGAACUCUCCUGCCCCCAGGCUUAGCCUCUCCAGAGAGAUUUGGGGAAAGUACUAGCUCAACUUCCUUGUUGGCUGCCCUUAGAACAUACAAGGCGUAGAACUGUAUCAGGGCAGUGACAGGGAGCGUUCCUGCUCUUGGCACAAGUAUACAGACAUUCAGGAGCAUUUCAAAUGGAAAAUCACAGUCUUCCCUGAAACAUGAAGAUAUGUUUGAGAGAUGUUGCUGUGGGAUUGGGAGUGUUUGCUUGCAUAGCAUCUCCCUUGUCUCCUCUAAAGGGAGCAGAUAGCAAGACAGACCAGUUGUAAGACUAGAUAAACCAUUGGUCUGAAUUUGGUUAGCUCUAACUCCAGCCGAGAAAGUUAACUCCUUCCUUUUUCCUUCUAUUUACAGAAACAUCGCCGGUCAGAGUCAAACCAAAGCCAGAACUGGUGGCUGCAUCUUAACUCCAUUUCCUGGGGGAUCCCUGCAGGCUAUCCUGGACUUCCAGAAUGCCUAGGGUGCAAGAGGCUUCCGUGGUGUCCCAUUGGCUCUGAACAGCCACGCUGGAGCAGGUUUCCUGCACAGAAUGGAAGCUGUAAACUGGUUAAUAUCCCAUAUCAAGAUUAUUUUGUAGUGUGCACACUCCUUUUUUUGUAACGUAAACUGGAUUAAAUGGUGACUCUCAAAACCCUUCAAGCCAAAUGCUUUCUACAGACCUGAUGUCAGCUGCAAACCUGCCUCAGACGCCAGCACAGCCUCUUGCUAACUCUGCCUAAGCCCCAUGGUGCCCUUUUGAGCUUGUGGGCGCUGUGAAAAGUUACGAGCUUUCUGCUACCGUGCGGGAAGAAUUGCUGGGAACCCUCUUGGCCUUCCUCUUCACUUGCCUCUCUUCAGUUCUCUGGCUUUUUCGAAUGGGUUCUCUCUCUUUUUUCCUUUGUUUUUUUGGAAAGAAUGGAAUUUACGGAACUUUGGCCUGUACCUGAAUUAGACCUUGUUAGCUUGAUGCUGAGAUGGGAGCGUCACUUCCAAUGGUAGCAACAAUUGCUUGUGCUGACGUGGUAGUGGAAAUACAAGAAGAUUACCCCGUGUCCAGUGUGCUUCUGAGACAAAUGCAGUUAAUAGUUCUAUGCACCACCGGGUAGCGAUGCGAGGCUGCUGGCCUUGAUCUUAGAAAACUGAAGGCCUGUUUCCUACAGGGAUAGGAAUCUAUAAAAAGUGCUUGCUAAGGAUUAAUUCCUGAAAUCCUAUACAGGCAUCCUGUUUCCCCCUUCCUUUUUCUUCCUUAACAAAUCCAUGGUGUGAAGAGCUAAACACUGUUUCAGCUGAAACUUCUCAACAGGAGAGGGGUUUGGUAGUUGCAAAGCAGCUUCUUGAUUAAUCUUGCCCUUCCCAGCUUAUCACAGCUGUGAAAUGGGCUGAGACAGGAGGCACAUCGCCUUUUCUCAGAGGUGGAGGCUGCCUGCCAUGUCUGCUUUUCCUCUGUUCUUGUAUGGAGCAGUCAGGAACAUGGCAAGCCAGUGGGGCUAAGUAUUGCUUUCCUCUUAAUUAUAGAAGACCUGAAUGUGCUUCCCUGCCCCCCUCCUGAAUGCUGAAAAGGGCUGGAUCCCAGUUCGUUCUGAUGGCCUCCUUGCCCUUAAAAGGAUGUCGAAGACUUUGCCCCAGAUCACACGGCUUCAGGAACCUUGAAACAUGGGUCCGACCUGCUUUCACAGUUGCAGCCCACCAAACUUGUAUCCCAGACUUACUGCCUUUUGAGAGCCAGCUGGUCUGUGCUGAGCACGACCCGCAGGACCCGCUGAGAUGGGGGCCAACCAUGGCUGAGCGGUUGGAUGGGUUGAUGCAGUGGGGUGGGUGGGAGGAGAAUGAUAUUGAAGGCUCAUUCUACAUACAGAAGUAGUAGAGGUUGCCACUGUCUGGGGUCUACAGCUCAGCGCUGACAAACGUUUCCUCUGAUUGACCCCACUUUCUCUCUGAACCCUUCCCCAAACCGCCUUGUUAGUGAGUGGAAUUGUAUCCUCAGGCUCCUGGGAUUCAAGCCUCUUUGAAUGUAGUGGGUUUUCCCCAGUGGGUUUUUGACUAAGGCCCCGCCUGUUUUGCUGCUGCAAAGAACCCUGAAUGACUCGCCUUCAAAGUCCUCUGCUAGCACUUGCCCAUUACCAUUCACAGGGAGAUGGAGCUGCUUGAUAGUGGCCCUUCAAGGUACACCUAGACCUUCCCCCACCUAGGCACUCUUUGUUAGCAUUAGGAAGGCUGAGCAGUAGAUCAGAUUGAGUUCAUGGUUCGCACUUAAGUCAUCCUUUCUAUAUAAUGUGCUCAAAGACCAUUCGACCAGCCUUUACAUCUGGGAGACAAAUAAUUAUGGGAAGUGUGCUGUGAUUUCUUACAAGUUAGUUUGUCUGUUGCCAAUUCUGUCUCAGUACUGCUGUAUUCACUUUGUUCACCAGGUGGCAGUCCUACCCUUACCUGUUCCAUCACUGUGGCUGAGAACAAACAUUCUCCGGCUUUAACCUCUUAGUUGCUGUGGACUGCUGUCAUUGAUUGAUUGUUACUACAUUUGUGAGCAAAUGCCAAGGCCUGCUUCUCAAGCAGGACUUUCUCAUUGGCAUUAAGGGUACUGUAGAAGCAUUCGGCUUCCCUACAGGGAUCCCCAGUAGGCUCCAUUGCGCCCAGUUAACUAGGUAGCUCAGUGCCCAGGGGAAAUUAACGGGAGUGUGUUUUUCUUCCUCUUCUUCACUGCCAAGAAGUACAGGAAAGAAAGCCAGCGAAAGAGCCUGCCAGCUCCAUAGGAGAGUAAGGACUGCAGAUAUGUAAAGUGGCCUUAGAGAGUAGCCACAGUGCUAACUAAACAGCUUCCCUCUGCAAUAUCCCCAGUCGGUGACAUCUUUGGUUAAAGCCGGGUAAGAUUAGGGCUGCUGCCCAGCCUCUCCAAACUCUCCGCUUCCUGUGCGUGAGUCAAAAAUUUCCAUCUCUUGGCUGAAUCUCUGUGCAGCUCCUCAAACAGUAAAGCCAGCAGGAGCAGUUCAGGGUAGCAGCAAUAAAGUGUUUCUGACGCCUUCAAUCUCUGGUGUCCAGUCGCAUACCUCCAUCAGCAGCCAAUGCACUUCCCCCCACGCCACCCCACCUUGGGACCUGAAACGUAUAGAGGAUGUUGGCUUCCUAGGAUUGCUCUUACGGAGCAGGAAGGGCCUUUCUGAAAGAAUCCUUGUCGGUUAGAAAGUUAAGGAGAGGAUUGUGAAUGGCACUCUCCUGUUCUAGAAUGUAUGCAAGGGCCGGUUUUGACUUGCUAGUUUGUUAAAGAGCAGCUGGACUACUACAUGGCAUUGUUGGUAACCUUUGGGGAGACUGAAACUGGUGCUACGGAAAGAAGGGACACAGGUAAGAGUGUUAAUGUCAGCCUGUCUUUUGUUUUUGUUUUUCUGCAGUGGGUCUGCCUUUUUGGUGGGGAGGAAAAGCCACAAUGAGUGUCCCUCCCAUCUGCUGGUGCUUUUAUCCCUCUGGGUCCAGAACUUUCUGUCCCUGCCCCAAGGAGUUGUGCUCCACACGAAGCAUCCUCACCCCCCAGGGGAUGGCAAUCUCAAAACAGAUAAGAAAAGAAAUUACUGGGUUUUCUUUUUUUCUUAGGUGUUCCUGGGAAUAAAACUCUUCAAAUGGAAGAGACCAAAGUUUAGCACCCAUUACGCAAGUGGCAAGACUCUAAACAGAGCAUUACUCAAAAGUUGUCCACGAGGGAACGGUGCUUCUGCUAGAUAUCAGCUUGAUAUGGAUGUUCUUCCCGCUGCCUUGACUUCAGGGAGUUGCUGCCUUUUAAACUCUGUGUGAGUGGGCACCUUGCCUCCUGAGCUAGUUAUCCCUUGUGGCCUCCGUGCAUCUUCCUUAAGAAGAGUUGCUUCUUUAUUUUUAUUUCCUCCUUUCCUUCCUUGAGCUUAUGUAACUGCUGCUGUGUGAUGCCUGGCCCUGAUGUGGUUUCUAUGCCAACCCAGUGCAAUACUGGGCUACUGGGAGAAGGAAAGCAGGGAGAGGAUUUUGCUCAGGUAUUGGCCAAAUCAGCGGUUCUGGGGGUGUCAAAAAUCAGAAUGGCUUUUCUGAACUCCUAGCCUGUCUUAUAGAUCAGGAGUGGCUAACCUGUGACACUAUUUGUUCUCGGACUCCAGCUCCCAUCCGCCUCAGCCAGCAUGGCCAGUGGUCAGGGAUGAUGAGAUGUCUGUAGCUCAAUAGCAUCUGGGGGGCUAGACGUUUCCUACCCCUGUUCUAGAUAAAUGAAGUUUUUUGGGCAUUGAAGCAGUCAACCACCCACAAUUAGAUUCCGGGUGGGGACCAGGGGUGAAGAACUUGUGGUCCUUCAGGUGUUAUUGGACUACCAGCCCCCAACAGCCUCAGACAGCAUUGCCAGUGGAGCUAUUGAUGUAGCUAUUCAAGUUGAAAUCCAGCAACAUCUGGAAGGCCACAGCUUCCUAACAAGGCUCCCACCCCUGGUUGAUGUUCCAUUAUCUCUUUAGCUUUUCUAGAGAAGCUACAAUUUCCAUUGAAGGAUGACUGAGAUGUUCUUCCCCUCAGACCAAUAGAGAUUCCUUCCGUUUUUCAACCUUACCUGUCCCUGGUACGUUGUAUUGAGUGCUAGAGUUUACAAACACCGUAAAAGUAGAGCAAGUACAGACUCUGGGGUACACCAAGGCAGCUGAUGAGGGAAAGAUCAUUCUAUACUGCAGCUUCCAGCACUACCACACCAUGCAAGUUCCUUCUCACAGAUACUGAAAGGAAUCUUGCAGAAGUUUGGUAUAUUUUAUUUUAUUGCUGCUUAUAGUCUAUACUCUUAAAGGCAGGAAAGGGGGGUUCUGUGUCAAGACAAAAUAAACUAGGCCACAUCCCUAAAUUAGCCAGUCACAGGGCAAGAAAUGUAUUGACUGGAAUGUAGAUUUUAUAACCCACCCUUCUGUGUAAAACCAGAGUAGCUUCCACUCAAACUAUGGCAAAGCUUUAACAAAUUAACAAGAGUAGUCUAACCAAUAAAUGAUCCAACUG